Molecule: messenger RNA, 3053 nt
Organism: Diprion similis
Lineage: Eukaryota; Metazoa; Arthropoda; Insecta; Hymenoptera; Diprionidae
Gene: Ubi-p63E
Product: polyubiquitin-A
Exons: 2
Coding region: 135-2879 (914 amino acids)
Biological process (GO): protein ubiquitination; modification-dependent protein catabolic process
Cellular component (GO): nucleus; cytoplasm
Molecular function (GO): protein tag activity; ubiquitin protein ligase binding
Source: RefSeq, a predicted model, not a curated record
AAGCUGCACAGUAGCCCCGACAUUUAGUUACGAAGUUGACGCCACGUUUGUACGGGCAGUUCACUUGAAGUCAUUAUAGUGCAGUUUUGCGUUGCCUUUAAUCGCGUUAUAAAUAAGUUUCACAAGAGAUAAACAUGCAGAUUUUUGUCAAGACCCUCACGGGGAAGACCAUCACCCUUGAAGUUGAGGCAUCUGAUACGAUUGAAAAUGUGAAAGCAAAGAUCCAGGACAAAGAGGGAAUUCCACCAGACCAGCAGAGAUUGAUCUUUGCAGGAAAACAGCUCGAAGAUGGCCGCACCCUUUCCGAUUAUAACAUCCAAAAGGAAUCCACCCUUCAUCUGGUCCUCCGUCUCCGUGGAGGUAUGCAGAUCUUCGUCAAGACCCUGACCGGCAAAACCAUCACCCUCGAGGUUGAGGCAUCUGACACGAUUGAAAAUGUGAAAGCGAAGAUCCAGGACAAAGAGGGAAUUCCACCAGACCAGCAAAGAUUGAUCUUCGCAGGAAAACAGCUCGAGGAUGGCCGCACGCUUUCAGAUUACAACAUCCAGAAGGAAUCCACCCUUCAUCUGGUCCUUCGUCUCCGUGGAGGUAUGCAGAUCUUCGUCAAGACCUUGACUGGCAAGACUAUCACCCUUGAAGUUGAGGCAUCAGACACGAUCGAAAAUGUGAAGGCGAAGAUCCAGGACAAAGAGGGAAUUCCACCAGACCAGCAAAGAUUGAUCUUCGCAGGAAAACAGCUCGAGGAUGGCCGCACGCUUUCAGAUUACAACAUCCAGAAGGAAUCCACCCUUCAUCUGGUCCUUCGUCUCCGUGGAGGUAUGCAGAUCUUCGUCAAGACCUUGACUGGCAAGACUAUCACCCUUGAAGUUGAGGCAUCAGACACGAUCGAAAAUGUGAAGGCGAAGAUCCAGGACAAAGAGGGAAUCCCACCAGACCAGCAGAGAUUGAUCUUUGCAGGAAAACAGCUUGAGGAUGGCCGCACGCUUUCUGAUUACAACAUCCAGAAAGAAUCUACUCUCCAUCUUGUCCUUCGUCUCCGUGGAGGUAUGCAGAUUUUCGUGAAGACACUAACUGGCAAAACCAUCACCCUUGAGGUUGAGGCUUCUGACACAAUUGAAAAUGUGAAAGCAAAGAUCCAGGACAAAGAGGGAAUCCCACCAGACCAGCAGAGGUUGAUCUUUGCAGGAAAACAGCUCGAAGAUGGUCGUACUUUGUCCGAUUACAACAUUCAGAAGGAAUCUACGCUUCAUUUGGUUCUCAGGCUUCGCGGAGGUAUGCAAAUUUUUGUGAAAACAUUGACUGGCAAAACUAUCACUUUGGAAGUCGAAGCCUCUGACACUAUUGAAAAUGUGAAGGCCAAAAUUCAAGACAAAGAGGGGAUUCCUCCAGACCAGCAACGUUUGAUCUUUGCUGGAAAGCAGCUUGAAGACGGACGGACUUUGUCCGACUACAAUAUUCAAAAAGAGUCCACCUUACAUUUAGUUCUUCGUCUGAGAGGUGGAAUGCAAAUCUUUGUCAAGACUCUUACUGGCAAAACCAUCACUUUGGAAGUCGAAGCCUCCGACACUAUUGAAAAUGUUAAGGCUAAAAUUCAGGACAAAGAAGGAAUUCCUCCAGAUCAGCAACGUUUGAUCUUUGCCGGCAAACAGCUUGAAGACGGACGGACCUUAUCGGACUACAAUAUCCAGAAAGAAUCCACUCUCCACUUGGUUCUCCGACUACGUGGUGGAAUGCAAAUUUUUGUUAAAACUUUAACUGGAAAGACUAUCACUUUGGAGGUUGAGGCUUCAGAUACAAUUGAGAAUGUAAAGGCUAAAAUUCAGGACAAAGAAGGAAUUCCUCCAGAUCAGCAACGUUUGAUCUUUGCCGGCAAACAGCUUGAAGACGGACGGACCUUAUCGGACUACAAUAUCCAGAAAGAAUCCACUCUCCACUUGGUUCUCCGACUACGUGGUGGAAUGCAAAUUUUUGUUAAAACUUUAACUGGAAAGACUAUCACUUUGGAGGUUGAGGCUUCAGACACAAUUGAGAAUGUAAAGGCUAAAAUUCAGGACAAAGAGGGAAUUCCUCCAGACCAGCAGCGUUUGAUCUUUGCUGGAAAACAACUCGAAGAUGGCCGUACUCUUUCGGACUACAACAUCCAAAAAGAAUCCACGCUGCAUCUUGUCCUUCGCCUUCGAGGAGGAAUGCAAAUUUUCGUGAAGACUCUUACCGGCAAAACUAUUACCUUGGAAGUCGAGGCCUCUGACACAAUUGAAAACGUAAAAGCAAAAAUCCAGGACAAAGAAGGCAUUCCACCAGACCAACAGCGACUGAUCUUUGCUGGAAAGCAGCUUGAAGAUGGACGAACCUUGUCUGACUACAACAUUCAAAAGGAAUCAACCUUACAUCUGGUUCUAAGGCUGCGUGGAGGUAUGCAAAUUUUUGUAAAAACAUUGACCGGCAAAACUAUCACCUUGGAAGUCGAGGCAUCUGACACAAUUGAGAACGUGAAGGCAAAAAUUCAAGACAAGGAAGGAAUCCCACCAGACCAGCAGAGAUUAAUUUUUGCUGGAAAACAGCUGGAAGACGGGCGUACUCUUUCCGAUUAUAAUAUUCAAAAGGAGUCCACCCUUCAUCUGGUUCUCCGACUACGUGGUGGCAUGCAGAUCUUUGUCAAAACCUUGACUGGGAAAACUAUCACCUUGGAGGUUGAGGCAUCUGACACAAUUGAAAAUGUCAAGGCCAAAAUCCAAGACAAAGAAGGAAUUCCUCCAGACCAGCAGAGAUUGAUAUUCGCAGGAAAACAACUGGAAGAUGGGCGUACCCUUUCAGACUACAACAUUCAGAAGGAGUCCACUCUUCAUCUGGUGCUUCGGCUCCGCGGUGGAUCUCUCUAAAGUCAAGCUGGAAAAUUCCAAUAUCUGAUCUCGCUGACGUGAUCUAAUGAAAAAUUGAUAGUAUUGAUAGCGUUAUUGAACUUUUUUUUACUUUCUUUAAUAAUAGUGCUUUCACCAAAAUGUGAUAAUAUUGAUUUAUGCUUCAGCAGCGAAUAAAGAAUUCAGUUUAAGAUG